AACAUUUCCCGAGGCUGACUCAAUCGCAGGGCUCGCCACGUGCUGCCCGGCUCGGGGGAUGUCGGAGGAUGCUCAGCGCACAGAUCCUGCGCACCAGCUCUCGCGCACCGCCAGGCUAAGGUUUAGUAAAUGUAGGAAAAGGAAUGAGGUCACCUUGGAUGUUUUUAAGGAACAUAUGAGAAAAUCUGACAUGAACUGAGUCACGUCAGCCUCCCUGGCCAGCAACAAAAGGGGAAGUAUGUAAAUACGUGAUUAAAGUGACUUGAAAACCCCGGCGUAAAAAUAAUAUUUGUCAGCAUUAAAACACGACAUCCAAGAUAUUCGAGGAAUGCUUGCUUCUCAGAAUCAGUCUUUUUCCUCCAACCUGCCAGCACAGCAGCAAACCUGUAUGCUGGCGCACCCAGGACAUGAUGGUUUCAUGCUCCUUGCUGGCUUUUUCAGUGCUGGGGGGUUUUCUUUAUUAAGAAAUAAAUAAAGACUUUAUUAAAAAGGGGUUUGGGAGAGCCCAGGGGCUGUACCCGGUGCUUGGCUGCAGCUGGGAGGGAGCUGCACACCUGGAAACCUUGCAGCAGCUCUGGUCCCAAAUUUGUUUUGCAUGAUGGAGACGGGUGAGGAGGAGCAGGCUGGGGCUGUGAUGCUGUCAUCCCCGGGGGGGCUGGUGUUGAUGCUGCUGGGCACCUUACCUGCUGCCCGGGCACAGCCCCGAGGUGGCCAAGGGGCAGCAGAAGGGAGCAUCCUCCCUGAAAGGGGUUUUCCCCGGCUGAGCCUCCGCGCUGCAAGACUCCCCGCGGGGCUCUUCUUCGUAAACGCCAGCAAGGAGGGACAGUUUCAACACCGGAUUUUGGGAAUCCGUGCCUGCAGCCGGGAACUGCUGAGGUGGAACCGCCCCGAUUGCACAACCAAACCCUGGGCAGAGCUGGCACCCCUGCGGCAAUAAAAAGGCGAGGGAGCCCUGCGAGGAGCACAUCCGCCUGUCCACCUGCUGCAGAGAUGGUGCCGACGACCUCCCUCCUGCUGCUGCUCAGCCUGGCUCUGCUGGCCCCCGGCCUCUCUGCGGAGAAGUGCGUGCUGACCGGGCGCUGGACCAACGACCUGGGCUCCAACAUGACCAUCGGGGCUGUGAACACCAAGGGCGAGUUCACUGGCACCUACCACACGGCUGUGACGGCCACGACAAACGAGAUCAAGUUGUCACCGCUGAAGGGAAACCAGCACAGCAUCAACCAGAAGAGCCAGCCCACCUUCGGCUUCACCGUCAACUGGAGCUUUUCAGACUCCAACACCGUCUUCACGGGCCAGUGCUUCGUGGACAAGGACGGCAAGGAGGUCCUGAGGACCAUGUGGCUCCUGCGGUCACACGUCGACAGCAUCGAUGACGACUGGAAAGCCACCAGGGUCGGCACCAACGUCUUCACCCGCUUGCGCAAGCGCUGGGAGUGAGGGUGGCCCCGCGGGGACCCAAGCCGGUGUCGGUGCUGGACUGCAGACCCAGCUCCUGCCCCUUCCUCUGCUCCCAAUAAAGCUUUGCUGCAAAA
Molecule: messenger RNA, 1535 nt
Organism: Cygnus atratus (black swan)
Lineage: Eukaryota; Metazoa; Chordata; Aves; Anseriformes; Anatidae
Product: avidin-like
Exons: 5
Coding region: 991-1440 (149 amino acids)
Molecular function (GO): biotin binding
Source: RefSeq, a predicted model, not a curated record